AUGAGGGCAGCGAGAGGGCUGGGGACAGGCGCUGGGGAGAAGAGCUGGGCUGAGAGGCGGGCAGUGCUCCUGCCCUUCCUGCUGUCUUUGUUCUGUCGGGCGCUGACUGAGCCGAUCGGCUACACGAUUCCCGAGGAAAUGCCCCAGGGCUCGGUGGUGGGGAACCUCGCCAAGGACCUGGGACUCAGUGUCCACGAGUUACCUGCUCGAAAACUGCGCGUCAGUUCAGAGAAGCCUUACUUCACUGUGAGCGCAGACAGCGGGGAGUUACUUGUGAGCAGCCGGCUGGACCGCGAGCAGAUUUGCGGGAAGGAGCCAGCGUGUGCUCUGGAGUUUGAGGCUGUUGCAGAAAAUCCGUUAAAUUUUUACCACGUGAACGUGGAGAUCGAGGAUAUCAAUGACCACACGCCAAAAUUCACACAAAAUUCCUUUGAGCUCCAAAUAAGUGAAUCUACACUUCCAGGCACUCGAUUUAUAUUAGAAGUAGCAGAAGAUGCAGAUAUUGGCUUAAACUCUCUGCAGAAUUAUGAACUUUCGCUAAGUCCUAGUUUUUCGUUGAUCAAUAAGAAGAAACAAGAUGGCAGUAAGUACCCGGAACUGGUAUUGGAAAAACCCUUAGACCGGGAACAACAGAGUUACUAUCAUUUAGUCCUGACUGCCUUGGAUGGUGGUGCUCCAUCCCUAAGCGGCUCCACUGAGCUGCGGAUCCAGAUCACUGAUGCCAAUGAUAACCCCCCUGUAUUCAACCAGGAAGUAUACAGGGUCAGUCUUCCAGAAAACGUGCCCCUGGGUACCACCGUCCUGCAAGUGUCAGCCACCGACCAGGAUGAGGGCAUCAACUCAGAAAUCACGUACUCCUUCCACAGAUCUGGGCAGGCCUUUGGUCUGAAUUCAAAAAGUGGGGUAAUUACAACUCUAAGGACAAUGGAUUUCGAAGAAAUCAAGGAAUAUUCUCUCGUCGUGGAAGGCAGGGAUGGAGGAGGACUGGCUGCACAAUGUACAGUUGAAAUUAACAUUCAAGAUGAAAAUGACAACAGCCCAGAAAUUACCUUCCAUUCUCUACUUGAAAUGAUUCUAGAAAAUGCAGUACCAGGAACAAUAAUUGCUUUGAUCAAAAUACACGACAAAGAUGCUGGAGAAAAUGGGGAGGUUAACUGUCGAUUACAGGGUGAUGUCCCUUUUCAGAUAAUCUCUUCAUCCAAAAAUUCAUAUAAAUUGGUGGUAGAUGGGACGCUGGACCGAGAGCAGACUCCAGAGUACAAUGUCACCAUCAUAGCCACAGACAGGGGUAAGCCACCCCUCUCCUCCAGCAAAAGUGUCACCUUGCACAUCUCUGACGUCAAUGACAAUUCUCCAGUUUUCCACCAGGCCUUUUAUUUGGUCCAUGUGAUGGAGAACAACUCUCCAGGCACAUCUAUCGCCCAAGUCAGCGCCUCCGAUCCGGAUCUGGGACCCAACGGCCACGUCUCCUACUCCAUCGUGGGCAGCGACCUGGGCCUGCUGGCGGUCAUUCUGGCCAUUGCCCUGCGCCUGAGGUGGUCCUCCAGCCACUCUGCUUGGGGGAGCUGCUUUCAGCCUGGUCUCUGUGUCAAGUCUGGACCAGCGGUUCCCCCCAACUACAUGGAAGGGACUUUGCCUUACUCCUACAAUCUGUGCGUUGCCCAAUCUGGCAAGACGGAGUUUAAUUUUCUAAAAUAUAAUGAGCAGUUGACUUCAGGGCAGGAUAUACUUUGUGAUGAAACAUCUGGGGCCUUGUUUCCACUUUGCAACGGCAGCGAGUCGACUUCCCAGGAGGUAAGUUUCAUUUAA
This is a messenger RNA of Condylura cristata (star-nosed mole), 1809 nucleotides long. RefSeq names its product protocadherin gamma-B5-like. Gene Ontology annotation, molecular function: calcium ion binding. The record is from RefSeq and is a predicted model, not a curated record. Gene Ontology annotation, biological process: homophilic cell-cell adhesion. Gene Ontology annotation, cellular component: plasma membrane. Lineage: Eukaryota; Metazoa; Chordata; Mammalia; Eulipotyphla; Talpidae. Bases 1 to 1809 code for a protein of 602 amino acids. The transcript is spliced from 2 exons.